This is a messenger RNA of Oldenlandia corymbosa var. corymbosa, 2667 nucleotides long. NCBI's taxonomy places the organism in Eukaryota, Viridiplantae, Streptophyta, Magnoliopsida, Gentianales, Rubiaceae. The record is from the annotation of a GenBank genome assembly.
AUGCCGGAGAGGUUCGAGGCCUGCCCUCUGGUGGGAACACCACAGUACCCCAAUGCCGUCGCCUGGUCCGAUGAGAACUUAGUUGCCGCUGCCUCGGGUCAAAUUGUCACGAUUAUGAGACCGGCAGCUUCUUUUGGCUCACCUCGGGGAACUGUUACAUUGUCUCCCACCAAGCCUUUUCCAAUUGGAGUGAUCAAUCGAGAAGAUUUACGUUCUCCAUGCUUAUUACCCAUUUGUUUGUCUCGCGAUGUUAAACCUUGUGUUCGGUCAAUUUCCUGGUCUCCCAUUGGAUUUGCUCCUAAUGCAGGUUGUUUGCUUGCUGUUUGCACCACUGAAGGACGUGUUACAAUCUACCGAAUGCCUUACUGCGAGUAUGCUAAAGAGUGGAUACAGGUGAUGGAUAUUUCUGACAUGCUUUAUGCUUAUCUUGCAAGUGUCAAUUUUUUUGAGGAACCUACGUGUUUAUCAAGGAUGGCAGAGCUCCAGGAUUCCACUAAAAGAACUCAGGGAGAUCAACGUUGUGCUGAAAUUCAGCCAACAACUGACUCAGAACAGAGAAAAAGACCAAGAAGACAGAAGAGAUCAACUUUAGUGGUAGUUGAGAUUGAAACCCAGAAGCUAAACGAGGAUGAAGAACCUGGCAUGUUUUCUGUCCCUGAUUCUGGGAAAAAGGAACCUAAACAAUCACAAGAAACCUGUAGUCCAGACCUGAUAAGUGCUGAGCAAUAUGCAUCUCGCAGUAGAUUGUUGUCAUCACUUAUUGUAGCCUGGUCCCCCAUUUUGCCGUUGACUUCUGGGAUUGAAGAAACUAACAGCAUACAGAAAAGCUCUUUGCUCGCAGUUGGAGGGAAAUCUGGCAGAAUAUCGUUCUGGAGAUUUGAUCAACCAACUAGCUAUUCUAUCUUGAAUGGUGGGGAAGCUUUUUCUGCUUUGCUUAUUGGACUUCUUCAGGCACACGAUUUUGAUAUAACUGCUCUUAGUUGGGAAAUAUUUGUUGAUGGUGAUGCUGCCAACCCCUUGCUUCUCCUAGCUUCCGGGAGUACUAAUGGCUGUGUUAAAAUCUGGAAGGCAUAUGCCAGUGAAGUGAUGAAGUCAUCAGAAGCAUACUUCUUACCGUUGUAUCUGCUGAACGAGGUGUUAACUAUGGACUGUGGCAUAGUUUCUGUGUUAUCUCUUUUUUUGCCUCGGGAAUCUCCUGGAGAAAUGGUCCUUGCCAUUGGCCAAGGAUCUGGAUUAUUGGAAAUCUGGAUUGGGAAUUUAAAUUCUAGUAAAUUUGAGAGAGAAGGCUAUUCUGAGGCUCAUAAUCAUAUUCUUAUGGGAUUAGCUUGGGGAUUUGGUGGAAAAUGUUUGUACAGCUGCAGUCAGGACGGCAGUAUCCGGAGCUGGAUUUUAAGUGAAAGUAUCUUACGUGAAGUACCUUUUCCAUCAAAUAUUCCUGGAAUCAGAAGCCCGUCUAAUUUAUCGGUUCCAUGUGAUUAUGAUUUAUGCUUUGGUCUGGCAAUAUCCCCUGGAAAUUUAACAUUAGCUGUGGCCCACAGUUUUGACAGUGGUCUGUUAAACCCGAUGUAUGAGGCGAGGAUCCAAAAAGCUGUGGUGGAAUAUCUUUGGAUUGGAGGGCAGCAGCUGGACCUUACUGUCUGUAUUGACGAGAGAAUUGAAGACGAAGCAAUUCCCGAUUUUCCUACGAGAGAGCUAAUAAGUUGGGAACAAAAUUUGUUGUGGUCCUUUAAACAGCAUGAACAUGGGAAUAAGCCAUUAGUUAUUUGGGACAUUGUCGCUUCAAUGUUGGCCCUAAGACAGUGUGUUCCCAACCAUGUGGUCAAUAUAAUAAUUCAAUGGCUGAGAUCUUUGUUUGGAUCCAUGUUUGAAGUUUCCCCUGCAUUCUUAUUUGAGACCUCUAAGCGUCUCUCAAAUAUCACAUCCCGUCAGUUACAACUGCUCAAUGUCAUUGGUAGGCGUGUAUUUAUUAGAGAACCAGAGUUAGAUAAAACCAUUAGCAAAGGGCAAGGUGUAAAAGAAUUGGGUAGUGUUGAAGAGGAGCAAAAUUUUUGGUUGAGGCUGGUUGGUGACAGUGAAAGGGAGAUUCGAGAAAGGCUCUUUGCUGUGAACUGUUUAGCCAUUUUAAGAAGUGAUUCUUUCUUCUCCAACAAAUUUGUCAAUGAUAGAAGCCAGACUCCUGUGGGAUUAAGCCAGAUGAUGUGGUGGGUUUCAUUGAAUCAAGAUGACUUGAAGGAUCGUGUUAAAUCUCUUGCAGCAGAAAUUGGAAAUGGCAAGACGAGAUUGUCAUCUACCUGCGAACGAGUUGAUGAAGAGAGGUGCAUUUUCUGUUCGGCGUCUGUUCCAUUUGAAUCUACAGAAGUUGCGUUUUGCCAAGGAGUGAAAGAUGGUAGCGGAGGAGACGAUCAGGUACACAAACUAGCAAGGUGUGCUGUUUCUAUGAAGGUCGUCUCCCCAAUGACUCCAACCUGGUUUUGCAUUUGCUGUCACAGAAAGUCUGAGCAUAUCCCUCCUCCUCUGCUUUUCUUGCUGUCCAGCUUUCCUUUUGAUUUAUCAGACGUUUCCCAAGUUUGCAGUUCAAAAGAAUCUGCAAAACCUUUGUGCCCAUUUUGUGGUAUAUUGUUGCAAAGACCGCAAAAUAAAUUUCAUCUCUCUCCUUGCCCUGUUUGA